AUGUUUGAAGAAGAUUAUUCUAGCGAUAUUCUGCAAGCGUUAACCAAUGAAUUUGUCAAAGAUCUUCCUUCUGACUUUUUGCAAAAACUAGAAAACAUUGAUCACAUUGAUAUUUCAACUGCAUUGAACGAAGUUGAUUCAUCCGAAUUUCACAGUCACUCAAUUGAUUCUUCAACUCGUCCUGCUGGAGCAACGGAUCUUUAUGCUCUCAGUGAAUCCGAAGCAUAUCAAGUCUCAUCAAGAUCUGAUGUGCACACAAUUCCUCAGGAGUUGCCGAUAACUGAAAGAUACAACAAAGAAUGUCACUGUUUUGACUGCCAAAAUGCUUUUGCUCAGUUUAAUGUGAAAAUUCCAGCAAUUCCAUGUCUUCCAUCUGCAGUUACAGAUAAUCGCACUUUCAUUCCAUCAACACAAAAUAGAUGGAAUACUACAUUUGAAUUUUCUACCUUUAACAGAUCUCCAAUACUUGCAGUACCAAAUAAUUUGAAACUGAAUACGAAAUACAACAAUUUCAAACCCGAAGAUUUCUCUGCUCAUCCCCAAACCCUCAAAGAAGCGACCAAAAUGUUGACAGCUGAAAUUCCAGAAGGAGUCAAAGUUAACACCGAAUAUAUAUCGAAAACUAUGAGAGAGUGGCUUUGGGUGUCAAAGAUAUCUAAAGAUACAUUUAUAACCAACAUUUUGGAAUGCAAUUCAACCACUUACACACGAUACCUACACUUGCCACCAUCUUUUGAAGAAAUGGAUAAAUUCAGUUACCAACGAGAACUUUAUCGAGUGUUGUACAAUUGGAUAUCGUUUCCAGAAGAAGUGAAACAUCAAAUAAUUAAACUGAAAAUUCUUGACCAAAGGUGA
Molecule: messenger RNA, 855 nt
Organism: Caenorhabditis remanei
Lineage: Eukaryota; Metazoa; Nematoda; Chromadorea; Rhabditida; Rhabditidae
Exons: 3
Coding region: 1-855 (284 amino acids)
Molecular function (GO): DNA binding
Source: RefSeq, a predicted model, not a curated record